Molecule: messenger RNA, 1826 nt
Organism: Uranotaenia lowii
Lineage: Eukaryota; Metazoa; Arthropoda; Insecta; Diptera; Culicidae
Gene: Prp19
Product: pre-mRNA-processing factor 19
Exons: 4
Coding region: 142-1656 (504 amino acids)
Biological process (GO): DNA repair; protein ubiquitination; mRNA splicing, via spliceosome
Cellular component (GO): U2-type catalytic step 1 spliceosome; Prp19 complex; cytoplasm
Molecular function (GO): ubiquitin protein ligase activity; protein binding
Source: RefSeq, a predicted model, not a curated record
CAAACUUCUGUCAAACGCGCAAAGCAAAAAACGCAAGCCGACAACUUGCCAAGGAUUGGAAAAUUUAAAUUCGUUUUCUGGAAAAACCAGCAAAAAACUAAGUUUUCUCAACGAUAAAACGGUUAACAAAGAUCAAUCGGCAUGUCGCUCGUGUGCAGUAUAUCGAAUGAGGUUCCGGAACAUCCAGUGGUGUCUCCAAGGUCUGGUUCCAUCUUUGAAAAGCGAUUGAUUGAGAAGUACAUAUUAGAAAAUGAAUGCGAUCCAGUCAAUGGUGAACCGCUCAGGGCGGAGGAAUUGAUCGAAAUUAAGACACCUCCAAUCGUACGACCGAAACCACCAAGCGCAACCAGUAUUCCGGCUACCUUGAAGAUGAUGCAAGACGAGUGGGACGCCCUGAUGUUACAUGCUUUCACUCAGAGACAGCAGCUGCAAACGGCCCGACAGGAACUGUCCCAUGCUCUAUAUCAGCACGAUGCCGCCUGUCGUGUCAUUGCCCGUCUGAAUAAGGAAGUGGCUGCCGCUCGAGAAGCUUUAGCCACUCUGAAACCACAGACCGGUAUGACGUCCAUCCAGUCGAUGCCACAACCGUCGAUAGCUUCCGAAUCCGGUGGAAUUGCCAGCCAGCCGAUCGAGCAAGCUGGCAUGAGCGUCGAAGUUAUUCAGAAACUGCAGGAUAAGGCUACAGUGCUCACGCAAGAACGUAAAAAGAAAGGCCGUACCGUGCCGGAAGAGUUGGUCAGUGCCGAGAAAAUCCGUGGAUUUCUUACUUUGGCUUCUCAUCCGGGUCUGCAUUCUGCUAGUGUUCCUGGCAUUUUAGCUCUUGACAUAAACCAUUCUGAUCAAAGUAAGAUUUUGACCGGCGGAAACGAUAAGAAUGCAACCGUUUUCAACAAGGACACUGAACAGAUUGUGGCAAUUUUGAAAGGACACACCAAGAAAGUUACCAAGGUUAUAUUCCACCCGGAGGACGACACUGUUAUCACUGCAUCACCGGAUGCAUGCAUACGCAUUUGGCAUGUGCCCACUUCUCAGACUCAGUUGCUGUUGCGUUGCCACGAUGGACCCGUGACUGGAUUGUCACUGCAUCCAACCGGAGAUUACGUUCUAUCAACUUCUUCAGAUAGACAUUGGGCUUUCUCGGACAUUCGCUCGGGUCGUUUACUCACCAAAGUUCCGGACACGGCUGAGAUUGGCUUGACCACUGCUCAGUUCCAUCCUGACGGGUUGAUUUUUGGAACCGGAACCGAGGAUUCGCAAGUGAAGAUUUGGGAUCUGAAGGAACAAAGUAACGUGGCCAAUUUCCCCGGACACACUGGACCCAUAACGGCUAUUUCGUUCUCCGAAAACGGUUACUAUCUGGCAACGGCAGCCGAUGACGCCUGUAUUAAGCUGUGGGAUUUGCGAAAGUUGAAAAACUUCAAAACCAUCACACUGGACGAGGGUUACGAAAUCAAGGAUUUAUGCUUCGAUCAAAGCGGUACCUAUUUGGCGAUUGCAGGUACCGAUAUAAGGGUCUACUUGUGCAAGCAAUGGCAGGAGCUGAAGGUAUUCAACGAUCACACCGCAAUGGCUACCGGAGUGCGAUUCGGGCGGCAUGCUCAGUAUCUGGCCUCGACGAGUAUGGACCGUACUCUUAAGCUGUACGGCAUCGAGUAGAUGCUGAUAACCUGUAAUUUUGUGGAAUCAUAAACGUGAACAUAAAAAUUCGUAGCCAUGCAUACGACUAUUACUACCUAUCUUACUAAUACCAGCUCUUUAAGUUGCUAUUGGAUUAUUUUGCGUCAUCAAGACGAAAUAAACUCAACCGAUUUGGAACAAACUUAAAA